Messenger RNA from Cornus florida, 1131 nucleotides. RefSeq lists its product as uncharacterized. The transcript has 2 exons. The record is from RefSeq and is a predicted model, not a curated record. NCBI's taxonomy places the organism in Eukaryota, Viridiplantae, Streptophyta, Magnoliopsida, Cornales, Cornaceae. Bases 1 to 1131 code for a protein of 376 amino acids.
AUGGCACUGAACACGGAGAACGACUCCUUAAUGUGCAAAUGUUUCCCAACAAGCUUGGCUGGACCAGCGCUUAAUUGGUUCAAAAACUUACCGAGGGGAUCAAUUGAUAGUUUCCGAAGCCUUUGCGAUCGGUUCAUCAGCCAGUACUAUGGGAAUAAGUGCCCGGCAAAAGAUGUCUCCAGUCUGUUCACGAUGCAGCAGCAUGAAAAUGAACGCCUCCAAGCUUUUCAUACUAGAUUCAAUUUAACCAAGAGCAUGGUGAUCGAGUGUCAUCCGUCCACGGCGGUUCAAGCAUUCAAACUGGCCAUGAUUCGUGGGACUCCGUUUCACACAAGUCUAGUGGUGAACAUGCCGCAGACCAUGGAUGAGCUGAACGAAAGAGCUGAUGGAUUUGUCCAUUUGGAAGAGGAAGAGGCAGCUAAUGCAAGGAAAACGUCAAUUAUUUCAACGAAGGAAAAGUCCAAAGCCAAGAUCAGGAACUUAAGGAGGCAGGUGGAGAUGUUGAUAACCAGAGGGGAGUUCGCAAGUUAUAUUCAAGGCUCGGCGGUAGAGCAAAGCCGACCGGCGAAGCAAGUGAAGAGAAAUCAGAAGUCGAACUCCCACAACUCGCAACCAGUUCGAAUAAUCAAUACAAUUCAUGGCCGGCCUGAACGUGAAGAGUCAGAUGAACUGCUUCGAACACAGCUCCGCCAGGCGCAGAUGAAGAGGAGGAUAGGCAGUGUAAACACUCUGCACCAACAGAGCGUAUCAACACAGAUAAAGUUUGAUAGAACAGAUCUAUUGCGUGUUCAGAUCCCUCAUGAGAACCCGUUAGUUGUCAGUUUGACAGUGGCCGAAUAUUUGGUAUGCAGAGUUCUGAUUGAUCCUGGAAGUAGUGCGAACGUUAUGCCGAGGGACACAUUUGAUCGGCUCGAGAUCAAGCCAGACCAUCUCAAGGCCACUGGGAAUCCUUUGCUAGGGUUUGAUGGAGAACGACUGGAGCCCAUUGGUACGAUGGAAGUAGCAGUGCAUGCUGCAGAGAGGGUUCUAAUAGAGAGCUUUGUAGUUGUCGAGAUUCAUCCCUCUUACAACCUUCUGAUGGGCAGAGGGUGGAUCCAUAGAGUUCAAGGUGUUCCUUCCAUUCUGCACUAA